Messenger RNA from Poecilia latipinna (sailfin molly), 5281 nucleotides. It is a transcript of the gene syt7b, whose product is annotated as synaptotagmin VIIb. The coding region runs from base 2649 to 4472 and encodes 607 amino acids. Gene Ontology annotation, cellular component: synapse; plasma membrane; axon. Lineage: Eukaryota; Metazoa; Chordata; Actinopteri; Cyprinodontiformes; Poeciliidae. Gene Ontology annotation, molecular function: phosphatidylserine binding; clathrin binding; calcium ion binding. Gene Ontology annotation, biological process: calcium ion-regulated exocytosis of neurotransmitter; vesicle fusion. The transcript is spliced from 11 exons. The record is from RefSeq and is a predicted model, not a curated record.
GGAGCUCCUACCCGCCCAAGGAGUUCCUCCUAAAUAUGUCUCCCUAUGCUCCCUACGGAGACCCUCGCCUCACUCCCAAGUCUUUAUGUUUUCCCGUCUCACCUCUUCCUCCCCUUGCUCCGUGUUUUCUUCUUGUUGUAAGUACUCCCACUUUAGCUCGUAGUACUCUAAAUGCUGCAAGGCUUCCCGAUAGCCCUCCUGAGUCUAGUCUGAACUGAGCUCUGUUCCAAAAAUAGUGCCUCCUUUGUAAACAGCAGAGCAAUUAAGUGUUUGGAUGGUUAAAACAUCUGCUACGUAUCAGCCUCCACUCCGUCAUUUAGAUGCAUCUCACACGGUCGCCGAGGCAUCAGGUGAACCCGCUCGUUCUUAUCCUCUCUAAUUACAACUCACUUGACUCUUUCAAAACCUCCAGGUGAUCAAUUACUCUGUCUGUGCACUGACGCCGAAAAUAUUGUAAACUCAGCGAGGAGUGGUGAUUGCAGCCUUUGUUAGGACUGCGUUGCAUUAGGCUAUCAAUGUGAGUGCUUAGUUUUGAUUGGCAUUUAUUAAACUGGUGAGAAUGUCAUUUCUGAAGUGAUCCAUUAUCCCACAUGUUCAAUUGCUGCAGCACGUUUAUUUUUGUUUUUGCAGAACAAAUAUGCAAUUUAGAGGUCAAUUGGAAGGCAAGGAAAAUUACUAGAGAUCUUCUUCAAGGUAACUCCAAAUGUACUAACCAAAUGUGCCCCUCCACUAAGUAAAAUACUUAUUGUCUAAAUGUUGUUAGAGGCACCCUCCUGUUGUGCAGCUGUUGUCGUGUGGUUUGUUUUUGCUCCAAAGGUCCCGUAUUAAAGUCAGUGUUCAGUCUGUACUCGUCUCUGUGGCUCUCCGUCCAGGUCAGCAGGUGUGGAUUUGUAGCAUGCUGAGUAAUAUUUCUUCUUUUCUUACAGGGAGUCUUUGGUGGUAAACAUUAGAUUAAAGCGUUGCAGGUGUGUGAGAUUGCAGACAUUAGUGCCAUGUGCUCUCAUCACCUGCAUCUGCAGCCUUAAAACCCCAGAAUGAUGCAUCGGCAUAAUUACAAAGCCGUGCUGUCCACUUCAACCAGCCAGCAGGCCAAUCAUCGCCAUAGCUUUGCGUGGUGAAAUUGGCCCAUUUCUCUUUAUUUAUGAGUAAAUCCCAGAGAACUGUGGAGCUUGGAAAAUCAAAAGUUUCCCCAUACAUCCCCACGGAAGGGUCUCUGCGGAAAAAUUCACUAAAACUUAUUUUCUGUUGGUAAUCUUUUACAGAAAAUAAAAUACCAACUACUUUUUGUAAUGCUUCUAGUUUUUAAAAGUAUCAUGAUGGUAAAAAAGUAAGUACACCUGCUUUCAGUUUUAAUUUUCUACAUUUGUAACACCAAAAUCAUCUUAAAGUCAAGUAAAUGCAACCACUCAAAAUCAAUUGCUAUUGGUUAUUUUACAAGAACUAAGUAAAGCGUUAAGGGGAUAUUGCUUGCCUAUUCUUGGUUUGGAUAGUUUUGGGUGUUUUUCAUAAUGAAUGAAUUUAUUUGAAAACUACCGUUUAUUUUUACACAGACUAUCUUUGUCUGAUAUUAAAAAUCGUGUGACGAUCUGAAAAUUUUAGAAAGAUCAUCACAUGAACAUAGAUAUUUAUAAAAUUACUGCUUCUGCCCUUACAUCUGAGAAGGAUUAUAAGAAAAAAAUUGAGUUAAAAUACGGUCACAGAUAAAGGAUAUUUGCAAAUUCGCAACCUUAGAGUGACCAGAUACUGUCCAAGGUUUAGAUCACAUAUUGUCCAGAAAGCUAUUAAAAGUUUUAAGUUAUAUCCAGUAUUCUACAAAUCUCAAUUACCAUAGUCAAUAUUUAUGGUACAGUUUGUGCAAAAAAAAAAAAAAAAAAAAAACUCCAUGGUUUUAUAGUUUUGAAAAACUACAGGAAGAAAGUACAGGAAGUCAUUUCUAACAUUUUGCAACUAAGUAACAGUUUUGUGUUCCUUUAGACACCUGACACCAAAGUGGAUCCAUUAACUAGUUUUUGCACUGGAUGAAGACUGUAGCAAUCAUUUUAGGCUACACACUUCAUACCAAUUUCCAAGCUGAUAGCAAAACACAAGUUAUUUUCUGCUUGCUUUGUAGCAAGGCGACUGGAAUGCCAUCCGUCGACUAUGAACACCUCAGUUUCCUAGAGUAAUUCAGAGUAAAAUGCGAAGCCAUCUGUCUAACAGCUCAUGCUUGGCCACAAAACUGGGUCACACUUCAGCAUUAUGAUUCCAGAAACAGCAGCAAGACUACAGCUGCUACAGGAGAUGAAGAUCAUCGACAUGUCAAAAUGAAUAAAGCAAACCAAUGAUAAACAUGUGGACCAAAACUUUUCUGACUAUGACUGACUAUGAGAUAAAAAAAAGAAAAAAAAAAAAAAAAGAUGAUUGCUUCAGGUGAUUGCUGCUAAAUGAUCCUGAGGUUUGUUUUAGGUUUUUAGGUUCCAUUUUUGUACUUUGGGUUCGUUUUGGUUAGGUGGAACAUGUUUUGAGUCGUCUGUGGUUGUGUUUGCCUGAUUUUACGAUCCGGGAAGAAGCUGAUGAUUUUUAUAAAGUCCUGCUACAUAAGACAUUGACACUGGAAGAAGAUUUACCUACCUUUUUUUACCAAAACUAAAAGAUACAAUUUGAAUCACAUGAAAUUUACCCUUACCAUUUCGACUAACUUAACUGAAAACUCUUUUACUCUCCGGCCUUGUACGUUUGUGCGUCUGUCUCUCGUCAAUCCUCUCUUGAUCCUUUCUUCUCGUCCAACCGUGUCUGUUUGUCCGUGGUCCCGCAUCGUAUCUUCCAGUGGGGCCGUGGAUAAGGGUGGGCAGGGCGGAGCUGGACCCUCACCAGGGGCCAGUGACGGCGGGGGUGGCGCUUGCUCCAGUACAGGAGCAGGGCCAAGUCGCAGCGACAGCAUUCGGAGCAUGGUGACGGGGGGCAGCAAGGCCGGGCGCUGGCAGACCGUCCAGAGCCACAUGCAUGCCGGAGCCCUGCGGUUUAGCAAUUUCGGGGACGCUUCCCUCUCGUCUGCCUCCACUCUGGAGCACAUCCCGUCGUCGGCUGUCGCGCGUCCCCGGCCUCUUGUCCGCCAGCAGAGCCUCCAACAGCCCCUCACUCACCAGCCCCCUCCGGGUCCCAAUGACCCCCCGGUCACCUCACAGAGCCUGGGUCAGUUGCACACAGGGCCAGGCGGCGGGGGCCACCGUGGGGGCCCGCGGGGGGUCCGGGGGAGUCCGGCUGGAGCUUCCAGGUACAGAGGGACCGGGGCUGGCCGAUCACGGUCAAAUCCAGGGAGCUGGGACCACAUGAUGGAGCAGAUUCGCCACAGAGGUCUGGACGUCAAGUCGUUCCUUGAGGGGAAGAUGGUUGUUCUGUCUCUAGCAAUCGGGCUGGCUGAACAGGAUGACUUUGCCAACCUCCCAGAUCUCCAGGAAGCUCCGGCAAGCAAAGAAAAUGAAACCACACCAGAUAAAAGAACUCCAGGAAACAAACCAGGCAGGAGUCCCAGAGGUCAGACCCCAGACGAAACUGGACGCCGGCAGGGGCAGAACCACGAAGCCAACUCUUCUGUCACCGACUUAGCCAACUCGGUCACCAGUGACGUGCUUAUGCUGUCACCAGGUUCUGAGGAGGACGAACACGAGGGUCCAGUGCUUGAGAAACUGGGUCGCAUCCAGUUCAGUGUUGGAUAUAGCUUUCAGGACUCGACUCUCACUGUCAAAAUUCUCAAAGGCCAGGAUUUGCCUGCUAAGGAUUUUUCAGGCACAUCUGACCCUUUUGUGAAAAUCUACCUGCUCCCAGACAAGAAGCACAAAUUGGAGACUAAAGUCAAGAGGAAGAAUCUAAACCCUCACUGGAAUGAGACGUUUUUAUUUGAAGGCUUCCCCUAUGAAAAGGUGGUUCAGAGGACUCUCUACCUGCAGGUUCUUGACUACGACCGAUUCAGCAGGAACGACCCCAUCGGGGAGGUGUCCAUCCCCCUCAACAAGCUGGACCUGGCCAACAUGCAGACUUUCUGGAAGGAGCUGAAACCGUGCAGCGAUGGCAGUGGAAGUCGAGGGGAUCUCCUAGUGUCCCUGUGCUAUAAUCCCACAGCCAACACCAUCACUGUGAGCAUCAUCAAAGCACGCAACCUCAAAGCCAUGGACAUUGGAGGCACUUCUGACCCAUACGUAAAAGUGUGGUUGAUGCACAAAGACAAACGUGUGGAGAAGAAGAAGACGGUGGUAAUGAAACGCUGCCUGAACCCUGUUUUUAACGAGUCCUUUCCCUUUGACGUGCCGGCCCACGUGUUGAGGGAGACCACCAUAAUUAUCACCGUCAUGGACAAGGACAGACUCAGUCGCAAUGAUGUCAUUGGAAAGAUUUAUCUUUCAUGGAAGAGUGGCCCCGCAGAGGUAAAACACUGGAAAGACAUGAUAAGUCAUCCUCGUAACACCGUGGCCCAGUGGCACUCUCUCAAAGCCUGAGGGGCCCAGCAGCCAAACAGCCUAAAGUGUUACCAGACAAACACCAAGACCCCUACCCCUCUCCCCAGCCUCCUCCUCUGAGAAGUCAACAUGAGUCUCUCAGCACACAUCCCUUUUCCCCUAAACGCAGUGUUGGGCUCUGGACCAUGUAUCACCUCUUUGUUCUCAGGCCUCUUUGAUAUUCCUCGCCCUCAGUCCUUGUGAAUCAGCCCUAAAAUUGCACCCUCUUGUCAAGUUCUGAUUGCCACCUGACUCCUUCACAUCAGUUCGUCUGAACUUAAAAAUGUCUUUGAUGUCUUAGCUCCCUUGUGCCCUCUUUCUAUACCAUUUAUUUCCCCGAGAUCUCCCAAUCUUUUCUUCCAUCCUAUCGGCCAGUCCUAGAGCCUAACAUCAGAGCAGUGGCUCUUGCUGCCCAUGGAUACAAACUACCAACCAAAAAUGAAUCAAACUGAUAGUCAAAUCAUCCUCUGGGGCAGCAAGAGGGACUGCGUUUGAACGGGUGUGACCUGUGGGAUCCACGCACCACCUCCCGUCAAAUGUCUUCACUCCUUCCAUUUUCGUCUCUGAUCCUCCAUAUCCUCAAAAUGCCUAAAAAAAAAAUAAUAAAAAAAAAAAAUCAGGAAUCCAGGCACAGAAGAAGUGACGGAGUGAAUUUCAAACGGACUGGAAGUGGACUCUGUCGUUUAGGUUUUCUUUGAUCAUUUUCCCUCCUCACUGCCACCACUGUAAUUCUCCCCUGGCUGAAACCCUUUUGUCGUCUGUGCGUGAUGUGGGUGACGUGCCGUAGUCUGAAAUAAUGUUCUUCAAUU